Talaromyces rugulosus is the source of this 1269-nucleotide messenger RNA. RefSeq lists its product as uncharacterized. Gene Ontology annotation, biological process: proteasome-mediated ubiquitin-dependent protein catabolic process. Bases 1 to 1269 code for a protein of 422 amino acids. The record is from RefSeq and is a predicted model, not a curated record. NCBI's taxonomy places the organism in Eukaryota, Fungi, Ascomycota, Eurotiomycetes, Eurotiales, Trichocomaceae. Gene Ontology annotation, cellular component: proteasome regulatory particle, base subcomplex. Gene Ontology annotation, molecular function: proteasome-activating activity; ATP binding; ATP hydrolysis activity. The transcript is spliced from 6 exons.
AUGGCUGACGUUGCCGUCGAGAACCCGGCGAACAGCGUGGCGCCUCACAAGCGCCCAGCUCCCACGGACUCGGUGCCCAUCAUCGACUCGCUGGAGGGAACUGGCACCGACAGCGGUGACGAAUAUGCCACUCUCAAGCGCCUGCAGAGACAUUUAGAGUACAUCCAUCUUCAAGAAGAGUACAUCAAAGAUGAGCAAAGGAGUUUAAAGAGAGAGCUGGUGCGAGCUCAAGAGGAGAUCAAACGGAUACAGAGUGUUCCGCUAGUGAUCGGCCAGUUCAUGGAAGCUAUAGAUCAAAAUACUGGAAUCGUACAGUCGUCAACCGGCUCGAAUUAUGUUGUCCGAAUUCUUUCUACCCUUGACCGAGAGAAACUGAAGCCGUCCUCGUCCGUUGCGCUCCACCGACACUCCAACUCGCUCGUCGAUAUUCUCCCCCCAGAGGCAGACUCGUCUAUUGCCAUGCUUGGUGCAAAUGAGAAGCCGGAUGUGACGUACGCUGAUGUCGGUGGCUUGGAUAUGCAGAAGCAGGAAAUCCGAGAGGCCGUGGAACUGCCUUUGACGCAUUCCGAUCUCUAUCAACAAAUCGGUAUUGAUCCUCCUCGCGGUGUCUUGCUCUACGGACCUCCGGGUACUGGAAAGACGAUGCUGGUGAAGGCCGUUGCGAACAGUACCACCGCCAACUUCAUCCGCGUUGUCGGUUCGGAAUUCGUGCAGAAGUAUCUCGGAGAGGGCCCCCGAAUGGUCCGAGACGUGUUUCGGAUGGCACGAGAAAACUCGCCCGCCAUCAUCUUCAUUGACGAGAUCGACGCAAUCGCCACCAAGCGUUUUGACGCCCAAACAGGUGCUGACCGUGAGGUUCAGCGUAUUCUGUUGGAACUUCUCAACCAGAUGGAUGGAUUCGAUCAGGGGAGCAACGUCAAAGUGAUCAUGGCCACCAACCGAGCGGAUACGUUAGAUCCUGCUUUGCUGCGUCCUGGACGUCUCGACCGGAAGAUCGAGUUUCCAUCCCUGCGCGAUCGUCGUGAGCGCCGGCUCAUUUUCUCUACCAUCGCGUCGAAGAUGUCGCUGUCGCCCGAAGUGGACUUGGACUCGCUGAUUGUGCGCAAUGAGCCUCUCUCUGGAGCUGUGAUUGCCGCGAUCAUGCAAGAAGCUGGUCUGCGUGCCGUCCGCAAGAACCGCUACAACAUCAUCCAGUCUGACCUGGAGGAUGCCUACUCCAGCCAAGUCAAGAGCAGCCAGGAAUCCGACAAGUUCGACUUCUACCGGUAG